Molecule: messenger RNA, 1776 nt
Organism: Momordica charantia (bitter melon)
Lineage: Eukaryota; Viridiplantae; Streptophyta; Magnoliopsida; Cucurbitales; Cucurbitaceae
Source: RefSeq, a predicted model, not a curated record
UUAUUAUUAUUAUUUUGUGGCUCGAAGUCUACAUCAGCGUUCUUCUUCUUCACGUCUCCAUUUUUGUGGCUUGCAGCUCUCUGCGCCUCCGCCAUAAAUAUCUCACCGGCGAAGUUUCAUGAUGAACGACGUCGAGGACGCUUCCACAUUUCUCCCGAUACUUUUGCGAUCCUUCACACCAUGGAUUCCGCAACCGUAUCCGGAAAAUCGCCGAUCAAAUCACUAACAAGCCUCCUCGAUUUGGUAAAUUUCAUCGUCUUCUUCAUCCUCGACUUUCUCGACGCCGUCCUCUGCGUAAUCUUCAGGUAUCUCGACAGAUUUAUCGAAGGGAAGGCCACCGCGUGCUACUGUGGAAGCAGCGGAGAGGAGAGGGAGAAUGUGGACGGCGAUGGCAACGGCGAGAACGAGCUCUCGGAGACGCUUNAGGAAUGUACAAUGAAUUGUGGUUCGGUGUUGAAUAGAUGGUCCGAUUGUGGAUGUGCGUCGUGCGUAUCUCCGAUGGAGAAUCAGAAUCAGAAUCAGAAUCAGAAGCUCUAUGUUGCUGUUCGAGAGCCUUCUCGGGGUAGAAGUGAGAAGCCCAGUGAGAAUGUUAUAUUCCUUCAUGGAUUUCUUUCUUCUUCCUCAUUUUGGACAGAAACAGUAUUUCCUAAUCUAUCUGAGACAACAAAACUUAAUUACAGACUAUUUGCUGUUGACCUCUUUGGAUUUGGAAGAAGCCCAAAGCCAAGGGAUUCUUUUUACACUAUGAAGGAUCAUUUGGAAAAGAUUGAAGAGUCUGUGAUUGGUCAAUUUGGCUUGAAAUCCUUCCAUUUGGUUGCUCAUUCCAUGGGCUGUCUAAUUGCUCUAGCCUUAGCUGCCAAGUACUCUAACUCAGUCAAGACUAUUACCCUUGUUGCACCUCCUUACUUUCCUUCAAAGGAUGGGGCAGCCAUGAGAGUGCUUGAAAACCUUGCUGCAAAGAGAGUAUGGCCACCAUUGUUAUUUGGCUCUUCAGUAAUGUCCUGGUACGAGCAUGUGGGUCGGUGUGCUUGUUUUUUCGUCUGCCGAAACCACAGGAUAUGGGAAUGGAUUCUCAGACGAACCACACCUACGAGGGAUAUCAAUUUCAAGGUGAUCGAUCUCACGAAACACACUCAUCAUUCAGCUUGGCAUAGCAUGCAUAAUGUGAUCUGUGGGGGAGCAAAACUGAUGGAUAGCUACCUAGAUGUUUUGAUCAGAGCUCGAAUCGAGAUUAAUAUCUACCACGGUGACAACGACAUGGUGGCUCCGAUCGAAUGCAGUUACUACCUGAAGAAGAAGGCUGUGGAUGCAAAUUUGAACCUGGUAAAAAAUGCUGAUCAUCAAACCAUAAUACUGGGUAGAGAAAGGCAGUUUACACAGAAUUUGGAACAUAUAUGGGCAAGCAGCACUGUUGACAUUGAGAGAUCAUAAAAAUGGUCUGAUGAUAACAUGAGAAACGAGUCCAUUUUGAAAAACUAGGGAAGACUUUAUGAAAUGUUAAAAGUGAUUAAUCCCCAGUUUUUUGUUUGGCUGAGUACAAUAAAUGUGGGAUGAAAGAUUGAACUUCCAACCUCUAGAAAAUGAAGGAAUAAAAAGCUUGAACUGUUGAAUUAAAUUUACGUCAAGACCAGUUUUUAGGUAGUUGUUUAUGGUCAUGUUGGGGAAAUUUGAACUCAUAUUAUUAGGGGAGUAAGUGAUGUUUUGACUAGAUAAGUUAGGCUCAUGUUGGUGUUUCAUUAGUUGUAAUAAUAAGGGUAAAUAUUUUAAAUGUCGAUA